CAACAUUAUUUUGGUUUAAAUACUCGAAAAAAGGCCAAAUAUGAGCUACAUACAGUUCGAGAGCGGCAGGGAGAAGGACAAGGCGCGCCAGGAGCUGCGGGAGGCGCGCUCGGAGAUGCUGCAGCGGGCCCAGGAGCGGGCGGAGCUGCGCGGGCAGCGGGAGCGGCAGAAGGAGCUGCGCGGCGAAGGCGACUGGAUGCUGCCGGCGGUGGCCAAAAAGCUGGAGAAGCCGGCCAAAAAGGCCAAGAAGAAGGGCUCCAAGCACAAGUCAAGGUCCAAGUCCAAGUCAAAGUCCUCCAAGAAGAGCAGGAGGCGGCACAGCAGCAGCAGCAGCGAGAGUUCCUCCUCAUCCUCUGAAAGUUCCUCCUCCAGUGAGGAGGAAAAGCGGCGGAAGAAAAAGAAAAAGUCCAAGAGAAGCCGCAAGGAGAGCGAGGACGAAGACGAGUGGGUGGAGGCGCCACCACCUAACAAGGCGGAGCAGGAAUCCCUCCAGCGGGACUCUUGGAUGACCAGCGAGGCUCUCCUGCUGAAGACUUACUCCAAAGAACGCAAGGAGCCGGCCAAGCCGAACGAGAAGGCCCAGCAAAUCGAUGCCUACGAUCCUGCGAAGAGCGGCCGCGAGCUGAAUCCCUACUGGAAGAGCAAUGGCACCGGUCUGCCGGGCUUCCAAAAGCCGCGGGAUGAGGAUGAGGGGCAGGACAAGCCUUUAAGAACCAUUUCCGGUCAGGGAUCCUCUCGCGGUUGGCGUAAACCGGUCGCCAAGGCCGCCAGUCCAGUUCCCUCCUCCUCUGAUGGGGAAAAAGAGGAAGAGGAGCAGGAGGAGCAACCCAAACCCACUUCCACCUGCCUCACAGACGAGCAGAUCAACGAACUAGCUGGAAAAGCCAUCAAGGCGGAGCUCAAGGGCAAAAAGGAGCUGGCGGCGCAGCUCAAUCAGCAGCUGGAGGCGGCGCGCAAGGAGCGAGCCGAGUUCAUUGCCUCCGGACAGGCGAAACCCAAGGUUAGAGCAGCUAAAACUAAGCCAGCCGAGCAUGUGCUGCUCACGAAGGUGGAUCAGAGCGGCAAUGUGCGUCCGCUGGUGCAGAAAAGCGAUCCCAACGAACUCUAUGGCGGAAGAAAGGGUCAAAAGAAGAUGGAAACCCAUGUGGAUGGCCAGCGAGUGCGCUACUUUGCAGACGACGAUCGCUACGACAUCAAGCAGAUGUUUGAGCGGGAAAAGCAUGCCACAGCUGCAGAGGCCAAUCUGCAAUAUGCAGACAUUCUGGCCAAGCACAAGAAUCCCAACGAUGAUUUAGAGGACAUCUUUGCGGACCGCGUGCGCAAGCAGAUCUCAGCGGGCGAUGCCGAGCAGCGGGAGCUAAAGAGCGCCAUUCGGGAGCACGAGAAGCUGGCGGCCAGUCUGGAGAACUGCGAUCGCUGCUUUGACUCGCUUAAGCUAGACAAACAGCUGCUCGUUUCGCUGGGCGAGAAGAUCUACCUGAGUUUGCCCUGGUAUAUGGGCCUCCAGAGCGGCCACUGCAUCCUGACGACGCUGCAGCACGUCGCCUGCUGCACGCAGCUGGACGAGGAUGCCUGGGAGGAGCUGAGCAACUUCCGCAAGGCGCUCACACGCAUGUUCGCCGCGCGGCGGCAGGAUGUCGUCUUCUACGAGAUCGCCAACCGGCUGCACAGGCGGCCGCAUCUCAGCGUGCACUGCAUACCGAUUCCCGCCAGCCAGGCGGAGAUGGCGCCCUUCUACUUCAAGAAGGCCAUCGAGGAGUCGGAGCAGGAGUGGUCCAUCAACAGGCAGCUCGUCUCGCUGCGCCACAAGUCGCUGCGGGCGGCCAUUCCCAAGGGUUUGCCCUAUGUGUGGGUGCACUUCGGCAUGGACGAGGGCUUCGCGCACGUCAUCGAGGACGAGGAGCGCUUCCCGGCCAACUUCGCGCAGGAGAUCAUCGGCGGCAUGCUGGAGCUCAAUCCGAAUGCCUGGCGCAAGCCGCGCAAGGAGCCCAAUCCCAUCGGAAAGGUCAAGUCCUUUGCCGCGAACUGGAAGAAGUUUGAUAGUACGCAACAGGAGUAAAUAGUUUUUGGAUAGUUUAUAUUUUUGU
Messenger RNA from Drosophila takahashii, 2087 nucleotides. RefSeq names its product CWF19-like protein 2 homolog. NCBI's taxonomy places the organism in Eukaryota, Metazoa, Arthropoda, Insecta, Diptera, Drosophilidae. The record is from RefSeq and is a predicted model, not a curated record. Gene Ontology annotation, cellular component: post-mRNA release spliceosomal complex. Gene Ontology annotation, biological process: mRNA splicing, via spliceosome.